This is a messenger RNA of Racocetra persica, 504 nucleotides long. NCBI's taxonomy places the organism in Eukaryota, Fungi, Glomeromycota, Glomeromycetes, Diversisporales, Gigasporaceae. The record is from the annotation of a GenBank genome assembly.
ACAUUUGGUCUUUUGAAUAAUACUCUUCAUUUACUUAAGCCAAAAAAAGCUGUAGGUAGUUUAGCAUUAACUAGCACAAUGGAUAAUAAAGAGUUGAAAUAUUUUUUAUCUCUAAGGUAUCAGACAUCUGUGGCCCUUAAGAUAUAUGGUACUGAACCUAUACCUGGUCGUAUGCUUUCUCCCUCAUAUAUUGGAGUCAUUAUGCUUCUAGAAUUAAAAAAGUCUUUGUACGAAUGGUAUAAAAUAUUAUAUGAAAGUAAAUAUAAAAAUAUAGAAAGAUUCAUGGACCUGGUAAUAAAUCAAUAUACAAAACUUCAAAUUGGAGAUGAAAUAUUUGGGUCUAUGAUAUUGGGCCAUAAAAAUAACUCAAUUAUACUUGCAAAAUGGCAAGCCAAAGGAGAUAAAACAAGUGACAUAUACCCUGGCGAAGUACAAUAUUACUUUGAGCACACUCUUAGGCUUCCAAAAGGACCAAAACCACAUCUUCUAGCAUAUAUCAGAUAG